AUGGUGAAUAGCCUUGCAGAAGGAAUCCAAGUUAAUGCUCAGGCAGGUACAUACGAUGAGAUUAUAUUUGUUCCUGGAAAGUUUACUGUCCCUCAACCACUCAGUGGCCCGCCAAAGAUUCCCAAGACUGCAAUGAGGAUCUGCCGUAUCUACGUCUCUCAACGAACGACAGUGUACAAUGGACGUCUAAACUGGAACAUCCCCAAGCAUCUGGCACGCUUCAAGUUUUCCGCACCGCCAACUCAAGCUGGACAGUCUCCUCCUAAAACUCUUGAUGUCGCCGUGUACCCACCCGGAACCAUGGACGGUGAUGGCGUCCGUCCGUUCUUCGCGUGUACUCUCCAACCGUUCACAUGGGUGCCCUCAAUCCCGUUCAAUGCCAACUACCUCCCAAUAGACAAAACACCCGCGCUACCCCCUCUCCCCGAGGCCCCAGCCCAGAAGAAAGCAGCUGCUGCGGAAGUCGAGGCAGGAGCUAAGAAUGCCGAACAAAUCAACCCGUACAACACCAGCCCCCAGCACGAGGAAGCUCUCCUAGCGGGAACAGACAAGUGGUGCACGUUCGACUUCGUAGCUUCUGCGCCUAGAUUGCGGGGAUGUUGGGUAACUGUGCACGAGGGCGUAAAGGAAGGUAGAGAGAGCGUGGACGAGUCGGACCAGUACUGGCCUCGAAGCAUCCAGCCGUGGGCUGUCGGUGCUUGGCUCGAGGAGACCGAACUGUACAUCGGUCCUCCUGUGCAAUGGAAACUAUAG
Messenger RNA from Periconia digitata, 753 nucleotides. The record is from the annotation of a GenBank genome assembly. Lineage: Eukaryota; Fungi; Ascomycota; Dothideomycetes; Pleosporales; Periconiaceae.